GCUGUGUAACAGCCACUCUAGCUGUACAUUUAGUUAGGUGCAGUUGAAAUUGGUGGAGAGAGUCAGACACAGAACUGAACAUUGGCGUUGAUUUUGACUGUGACCAAUUUUAGUUUUUGUUUAUUUUAUCCUUUACUUUCAGAGUAUCUAUAUCGGGGUGUGUCUAUAUUUUAUUUUGUAUUUUUCACCACAAAGUCAACAGGAUGGAACUUAAUUCUCUUUUAAUUCUCCUUGAGGCUGCAGAAUACUUGGAAAGAAGAGACAGAGAAGCAGAACAUGGUUACGCUUCUGUUUUACCGUACAAUAGCGACUUUUCCAGAAAGAAAACGAAAGCAUCGCCAAUUUCAAGAAAAACUCAGAACAAUAGGUCGUCGCACAAUGAACUGGAGAAACAUAGACGUGCCAAACUGCGGCUGUACCUGGAGCAGCUGAAGCAGCUCGUGCCUUUGGGUCCGGACAGCAGCAGACACACCACACUGAGCCUGCUCAAACGGGCCAAGAUGCACAUCAAGAAGCUGGAGGAGCAGGACAGGAAGGCCCUGAAUGUGAAGGAGCAGCUGCAGAGAGAGCACCGCUACCUCAAACGGCGUCUGGAGCAGCUGUCUGUGCCGGGCGUAGAGCACCGCAUCCGCACCGACAGCAUGGGCUCCACCAUCUCCACUGACUCUGAGCAAGAUGUGGACAUCGAGGGCAUGGAGUUCACCCCUGGCGAGGGCGAGGGCGAGGGCGAGGGGGACAGUGUGGACAGCGUGAGUGACGUGGAGGACCACUACAGCCUGCAGAGCAGCUCUAGCGACGGCAGCUAUGUACAUUCCCACAGACUCCAGCCUCACAUCUGCUAGGGCCCUCCCUCCGCCACCGCCACCGCCACCGCCACCGCCUCCAUCC
Clupea harengus (Atlantic herring) is the source of this 888-nucleotide messenger RNA. It is a transcript of the gene mxd4, whose product is annotated as MAX dimerization protein 4. Gene Ontology annotation, biological process: regulation of transcription by RNA polymerase II. NCBI's taxonomy places the organism in Eukaryota, Metazoa, Chordata, Actinopteri, Clupeiformes, Clupeidae. The record is from RefSeq and is a predicted model, not a curated record. Gene Ontology annotation, molecular function: protein dimerization activity; DNA-binding transcription factor activity, RNA polymerase II-specific; RNA polymerase II cis-regulatory region sequence-specific DNA binding.